AACUCCAUAUUUCAUAGCAUCAGCAUCAACAUCAACAUCGGCAUCCGCCUCUAUCCUGACACUCGCUUACCACCACUUGACACAGCUCAUGGUACCAUUUGUGAACGCAAGCGCAAAUCCUCUACAAGACAUCUAUCAUGGCUCACAAUGACAACGGCGCAACUUCUUGGCCUCAAUAUACCACUGAUCCUGAAGAUCCGCAUGCAGAGCUGACUGCCCCGACUCUCUCUUCACAGAGACCGUUUCAACAACAACUUCCACCCAUAUAUCAAAACUACCAUGGGCUCGGUGGCAACACUUCAGCACCCCUCAUACCUGAGAGAAAUCAUCCGUCGGUUUCCAUGCCUCUCGUGCCGCCUACAAGCAAUUAUCCAUCGGGAAGUUCGCCUUUGCCAUUUAUGGGGAGCAAUCGUCGACACUUUUAUCCCCCCGCCACAUACUCAUAUGAACCGUAUCCAGUCAUGAAUCCCUCAAGGUCGUCGCCCACGCGAAACGUGUUUGAUCAGCCGCUGGUGGGCCAGACGUUGUAUAACAAUGGUGUCAGCGUCCAGAGCUACCCUUUCCCAAUGUCAGCAGGUUACAGCAAUCCUCCUCUGUUCGGAUCUUUCAACGCUGGACCUUCAUAUAGUCCACCCCGCAGCAAUCAAAGGACGAGCGUCGGACCAACUGCCCGCAGUGCACGUGCAAACACUGUACGUGGCCCUUAUGCAAGACAUCGAGAGCCAGUACCAGGAGGCCGGGCUCGAGAUCCGAGACCACCACCUCAAGCACCGAGUCAAGCAAGGGAACAAACAUAUCCCGGAUUCGAACAACCUCCAUGGAUAUCCUUUCCGGGUCCGAGUCGCCGCUCGGAUCGUAGUACCUCCCCGCGCGCCUCGAAUCGUAGGAAUUUCGAGCGGUACUCGGUCGACCUCUCACAGUCGAGCACGUCGUCUGACGCAGAAGAAGCGGCUGCCCGUGCGCCACCAUCGAACCGCAUGAGGCACCGACCAAGAGAAGUACUACCACGGCCGCCAGGCCGCCAGACUUUUAGUGACCCCAAUGUUUCCACUGCUCGCCAGAUCAAUAUACUGAAGCUCAGCCUGAAUCGGCAUCUACCAAGCGCGCUUCCAGAGGAUGCGUCCAAAACUUGUGAUAUCUGUCAGAAAGACUACGCCACGACACUUGUAGCACCCACAGAAGACGAGGAGAAUGCUGUGCAGCUAGUUUGCGGACACAGAUUUGGAGAGUUUUGCAUAAACCAAUGGUUUGAUACGUGCAGAGAACAUAAGAACAAAGUUACUUGUCCCAUGUGCCGGGCACAGCUGAUAGAAGAGCCCCGAUGGAUCCCACCCUUGCUACACGCAUCUUCGCGUGGGCAGGCAUUUAUCGAACUUCUUGCCCGCGAACAAGAACUACUUGCUCGCGCAGAAAUGCAGGCCCAGGAGUUUCAGAGCCAUUUUUACCAGACAUGAGGGUUGGGAAGCGAGAUGGGAGCGAGGAUACUGUUCUUAGAGCUGUGAUAUCAUUGUUUCGGACGGGUAAUCUUGGUCGGCUACUCAGGGCGUUAUUGUUUGGCGGUGGUAUUUACUGACGGUUGCACAGGAUGUGGGUAAUUGGGAAACAGAGGGCGUCAGAUUGGAUAUGUACAUAAUACGUGCCGAGCAUGAGAUCAACAUCAGCAUCUUCGUGGCUACCGAAUUUGCAUGUCAGGACCUUGCGUCGAUCGCAGAUGGGCUCCACU
This is a messenger RNA of Alternaria alternata, 1723 nucleotides long. RefSeq lists its product as hypothetical. The coding region runs from base 138 to 1454 and encodes 438 amino acids. The transcript is spliced from 2 exons. Lineage: Eukaryota; Fungi; Ascomycota; Dothideomycetes; Pleosporales; Pleosporaceae. Gene Ontology annotation, biological process: anaphase-promoting complex-dependent catabolic process. The record is from RefSeq and is a predicted model, not a curated record. Gene Ontology annotation, molecular function: zinc ion binding; ubiquitin protein ligase activity; cullin family protein binding. Gene Ontology annotation, cellular component: anaphase-promoting complex.